This is a messenger RNA of Scylla paramamosain (green mud crab), 647 nucleotides long. RefSeq lists its product as uncharacterized. The transcript has 4 exons. The record is from RefSeq and is a predicted model, not a curated record. NCBI's taxonomy places the organism in Eukaryota, Metazoa, Arthropoda, Malacostraca, Decapoda, Portunidae. The coding region runs from base 1 to 531 and encodes 176 amino acids.
AUGGGGGUGAGAGCGGAGGUUGGGGAGAAGGGAGGAAGUGUACCCACCCACCACCUUGCUCUCCUCGCCCCCCUCCCCGCGACGCCCAUGGCCUUGAGGGGGUCCACGCCCCCCGCCGCGCAGCUGGCCAGCCCCGGGAACCUUAGGGGAGGGAGGGGAGGUUGUGCCCCAGCAGGCCCCUCUUCAGGUCCAGCGGGUUCUGGCUCAAAGGGUUCUCAAUGCAACACUGCUGAUUUGAAGAUACUGACAAGAACUGACUGUCACCUUGCUAUGUCCAACAGGAGUCCUUCCGCCUUGCAUCUUCCUCCGAGCAGCUGCCACCCACACCUCCCGGCCGUCUGCUGCAGUGAUGUGGUACACUGGCAUUCUGUGGCCCCACCAGAGUUGCUGGGAGACACACCAGUCUGUGAUGUUGUCCAGCCAGCUAUGCCAUGCCCUCCUGUGCAGCUGUGGCACCAGGUUCAGACGGCCGCUCUGCACAGCCUCAGACGCCUCCUGUGCCAACUCCUUGCACCAAACGAACCUGUGUAGACAUGAAAGUAAGCAAGCAAGAGAGAGAGAGAGAGAGAGAGAGAGAGAGAGAGAGAGAGAGAGAGAGAGAGAGAGAGAGAGAGAGAGAGAGAGAGAGAGAGAGAGAGAGAGAGAGA